AUGCGGCUUCUUAUGGCAGACCAGUCGAUCAAACACCCCGUUGGAAUAAUCUAUGACAUUUUGGUGAAGGUUGAUCGAUUUACCUUUCCGGUAAAUGAAGAGGAGGGCACCUUCAAUGUGUGCAACUCAGUGAAGCAACCUAGUGAUGUACAUGUAGUUUCAACAAUUGAUGUGAUUGAUGAAGCAGUGAUGAGUGUGAGUGAAAUGAUAUGUAUGAGCGAACCUCUUGAGACUGUUCUUCCAAAUUAUGAAGAGAUCGAAGUUCAAAGGUAUGAUGAAGUGGCAGCUUCUCUAUCGAGACAAGGUGAAUACUCAAGAAGCCUAAUAAAGCUAGACAUUGAUAUAAAGAAUCGAGAGAGUCCUCCCGCUAAACCAUCCCUGGUGGAACCUCCAAAGCUUGAGUUGAAAGUGAUCCAUACUUAUCUUCGGUAUGCAUUCUUGGGGACAAAUAAUACCUUACCCAUUAUCAUUGCAGCGGACUUGCUUGAGUGGCUAGUGAAAUUGCUUCUUGAGGUGUUGAAACGUUACAUCAAGGCAAUAAGAUGGACAAUCAGUAAUAUUGUAGGUAUCCCACCUGAGAUUUGCAUACACAAAAUCCAAUUGGAUAGUGACUGCAAACCAAGUGUUGAACAUCAAAGAAGAUUAAACCCACCUAUGAAAGAGGUGGUGAAGAAAAAGAUUAUUAAAUGGCUAGACGCAGACGUGGUGUACCCUUUUAUGGAUAUCAAAUGGGAUUACUACUCUGGUACAACCAAAUCUCUAUUGCACUGGAAGACCAAGAGAAAACCAAUUUCACAUGUCCCUAUAGGACAUUUGCCAUCAAGAGAAUGCCAUUUGGAUUGUGCAAUGCUCCAGCGACAUUGCAACGGUGCAUGCUUUUUUGCCAUCAAAAGAAUGCCAUUUGGAUUGUGCAAUGCUCCAGCGACAUUGCAAUGGUGCAUGCUUUCUAUUUUCGCUGACAUGGUGGAAGACUUAAUGGAAGUAUUCAUGGAUGAUUUUUUGGUAGUAGGGGAUUCAUUGGAGACAUGUUUGGAUAAUCUUGGGCAGGUCCUUCAAAGGUAUGUAGAAACUAAAUUUGUCCUUAAUUGGGAAAAAUGUCAGUUCAUAGUUAAGGAAGGCAUAGUCCUAGGUCAUAAGGUGUCACACAAGGGAAUGGAGGUAGACAAAGCAAAGAUCGCGGUUAUUGAGAAGUUGCCAUCACCUAUUUGUAUUAAAGGCAUUCAGAGUUUUUUGGGUCAUGUUGGGUUCUAUCGAAGAUUCAUCAAAGAUUUUUCAAAAAUUGCACACCCAAUGUGUAAGAUGUUGGAGAAAGAGGCGAAGUUUCUUUUUGAUGAUGCUUUCUCAAAAGCUUUUGAGUGUUUGAAAGAAAAGCUAAUCUCUACCCCGAUGAUCAUUAGCCCGGAUUGGUCCGAACCAUUUGAAGUGAUGUGUGAUGCAAGUGGUACCGCUCUAGGAGUCGUGCUAGGGAAAAAUCACAACAAACUCUUUCAUCCAAUUUAUUACGCCAGCAAGUUGCUAAAUGGAGCACACCGUAGCUACACUGUUACUGAACAAGAACUAUUGGUUGUAGUAUAUGCAUUUGAAAAGUUCAGGGCAUACUUGUUGGGCACUAAAGUGAGAGUUCACACUGAUCAUGCAGCGUUGUGGUAA
Molecule: messenger RNA, 1650 nt
Organism: Solanum stenotomum
Lineage: Eukaryota; Viridiplantae; Streptophyta; Magnoliopsida; Solanales; Solanaceae
Exons: 3
Coding region: 1-1650 (549 amino acids)
Source: RefSeq, a predicted model, not a curated record